This is a messenger RNA of Ceratosolen solmsi marchali, 1119 nucleotides long. RefSeq names its product thioredoxin-related transmembrane protein 1. Gene Ontology annotation, molecular function: disulfide oxidoreductase activity. Lineage: Eukaryota; Metazoa; Arthropoda; Insecta; Hymenoptera; Agaonidae. The transcript has 5 exons. The coding region runs from base 179 to 1027 and encodes 282 amino acids. The record is from RefSeq and is a predicted model, not a curated record. Gene Ontology annotation, cellular component: endomembrane system.
AACCGAACACGAUACCGGCGAUUAUUGGCUCGAAUGUAUGUGGUAGGGUUGCCGAGAGAGCGUAGUUAAGUAGUAGUGGCACUCGGUGCAUGGUACACAUUAUCUAGUACCUAGUGCCACCGACUACUGCCUAUGCUAAGCGCUUGUACGCUUGCACGCGACUAUUUUUGCGUGUAAAAUGUCGUGUGCCGCCCGGAGUUUCGUCGUUAUUGUUCUUAUAACGCUCGUUAAAGCGAGCAUUCAGAAGAGAAAUGGCUGGGUCGAGAAACUCGAUGAGAAUAACUGGGAUCAAAUGCUCGUAGGCGAAUGGAUGGUGGAAUUUUACGCACCAUGGUGUCCGGCAUGCAAGGCUCUUGAUCCAGUAUGGGAAAGUCUUGCUUUUCAGAAAAAACAACUUAAUAUUAAUGUUGGCAAAAUCGAUGUGACCGAUGCUCCUGGACUUAGCGGUCGAUUUAUGGUUACAGCAUUGCCAACAAUAUAUCAUGUAAAAGAUGGAGUUUUUCGUCAAUACAAAAGUCCAAGGGAUAAAAGUUCGCUUGUUGAAUUUGUCUCGGAAAAGACAUGGUUAAAAGUAGAUCCUAUCCCAAGUUGGAAAAGCCCGACUUCAAUACAAAUGACUAUCAUUAGUCAAUUUUUCAGAAUGUCUCAAGUAUUAAGGGGUAUUCAUAAUAAAUUAAUGGAAGAAUUUGGAUUACCAACUUGGGGAAGUUAUCUUAUUUUUGCUAUUGCAACAAUAGUAUUAGGAGCUGUAUUAGGUCUGUUAAUUGUAUGCGUUAUUGACUUCAUCUAUCCACCAAAACAACCAUCCUACCGAAUGAAGAAAAAGCCGAAGGGCGAUAGUGGUGGUUUUAUGACCGAAAAAAUCUCAGGCGAUGACGAAUUAGUGAACGAUGUUAAGGAUGAUCUUGUUGAUGAAGAAGGAAGUGAAUUGGAAGAAAAAUCAGAAAAUGAUAAGACAGAUAAGGAGAAUCAAUCCCUGCCUAAUAGUCCUAAUAUUCGUAAGCGUAGAUCGCGAAAAGCAGAUUAGUCAAAUUAUUAACUACUUCAAUUACGCCUAAACAUCAUCAACGUGCGUGGAAUUUAUUUGUAUUUUGUAUUUUUCCUCAUAAUUUAAUGGAA